AGAAAACAUGGCGUGGUUAGCCAGAUCCAUCGCGAAUUCCCUCAAGAUCGACGAAGACGAAGAAGAUGACAAGGAAACGAUUACGCCCAAAUCGAUCGAAGACCCCGCUCCCGAUCAACAGUCUUCCCCAUCGUCGUCGUUGAAAUCACAGUCACCACGAGGCGUCAAAGAAGACAUCUCCGAGCUCACGAAGACCUUCAGAACUCAGCUAUGGGGCGUCGCUUCUUUCCUCGCGCCGCCACCGCCUUCUUCCUCUUCCUCCGAGGAGACGCGGAAGUCGACGGAGGGGGGCGACGAGGAGGAGGAGGAUCUGAUCGCUGGGAUAAGGAGCGAUUUCGUGGAGAUCGGAGGAAGGUUCAAGACGGGGAUCUCGAAGCUUUCGGGGAACUUGCCUGUAUCGGAGAUUACGAAGAUGGCAUCGAGUUUCUGGCAAGGAGGAGGAGGAGGGGAUUCGAGAGAGGAGGUUGUUGUUGGAGAUGUGAUUGGUGUUACGAAGGAAGUUGUUGGUUUCGCGAGGGAUCUUGCUUUGCAUCCUGAGACUUGGCUUGAUUUCCCCUUUCCUGAAGAGGAUAAUAACUUUGAUGAUUUUGAGAUGACUGAUGCUCAGUAUGAGCACGCGCUGGCCGUGGAAAGGGUUGCGACGGGUUUAGCUGCUUUGAGGAUUGAGCUUUGUCCAGCGUACAUGAGCGAGUAUUGCUUCUGGAGGAUUUACUUUGUGCUUAUGCAUCCUAAGUUCAGCAAGCAUGAUGCCUUGCUUCUCUCUACUCCUCAGGUGCUUGAAUCAAGAGCACUGUUAUCCCAUGAGCUGCUGAACAAGAGAAACAAAGCUGCAGUAAUGGUGCCAGAGAGUAGUGGUGAUACAGGAACUGCUAGUGAGAACGCUGAACCUCUUUCGUUACCUACUGUUCCUUCACAAGAACCAGUUAAGACCAUCUCUGUCGAAACAAUACAUUUGAGUGAGACAUCUGAGGUUGAGACAGAGAAGCACCCAAUCGAGAGCAAAGAGAUACAAGUCGUUGACAAGCCUGUGAUUGAAGAAAAACCAGUACCAGCAUCCCAUGACAAGCUAGUCACUGGAUCUUCACCUAGAGUUAUUGACGUUCAAGUCGAUGAUGAUGAUGAUGAUGAUGAUGUUGAUGAUUGGUUGAAGGAGGAAGAUAACGCAGGACCUGUUAGCUCCUCCACCGUAGCAACCAAACAUGUUGUGGAUGAGGAUGAAGAUGUAACGUUCAGUGAUCUUGAAGAUGAUGAUGAUGAUGUGCCAGUGAAUUACAAGAAAUGAUUCUUGAAUCCUCUGACCUUAAGAAAAGUUUUAUUUAAAACGCUGUCUGUUGAUGAAGAAUGUGCCACGACCGGUAUUUAGGUAAAGCGAGAAGAAGAAAAGAAUGAAACGAUGGGCUUUAAUGUUGAUGACAUACAGUAUUGUGUGAUCUGUUGUGACCUUUCUAUCCGUUUAAUUUCAUUUAUGUUUGUGUACACUCUCUUUUGAGAAACUGCAGGGCUUGUAAAUAAAACAGCACCAUAUGUGAUAAUUAUUAUGCAAAUAUAAUCGGAAAAAUGAUGUAAACCAC
Eruca vesicaria subsp. sativa (arugula) is the source of this 1571-nucleotide messenger RNA. The record is from the annotation of a GenBank genome assembly. NCBI's taxonomy places the organism in Eukaryota, Viridiplantae, Streptophyta, Magnoliopsida, Brassicales, Brassicaceae.